GAGAUAGACGACAUCACCAUGGCGGAUCGCGAGAACAGGGAAUACGACGACGCCGAGGGCUCACCCGAUCCGGCGUUGCUGUAUACGAAGGAAUACUGCAUUGGUUGGUUUACCUCGCCCCAGAAACGGUUCCAUGCUAUGGGAAGACACCGCCAGCUGAUAGAAACCCAGGCGGAGGAAGCUUUGGCAAGGUCUACAAAGGGGUGGACAAGCGCACAGGCCAGGCCGUUGCCAUCAAAGUGAUCGACAUAGAGAGUGCUG
Messenger RNA from Canariomyces notabilis, 261 nucleotides. RefSeq lists its product as uncharacterized. NCBI's taxonomy places the organism in Eukaryota, Fungi, Ascomycota, Sordariomycetes, Sordariales, Chaetomiaceae. The transcript has 2 exons. The coding region runs from base 19 to 243 and encodes 74 amino acids. The record is from RefSeq and is a predicted model, not a curated record.